Messenger RNA from Racocetra persica, 347 nucleotides. The record is from the annotation of a GenBank genome assembly. NCBI's taxonomy places the organism in Eukaryota, Fungi, Glomeromycota, Glomeromycetes, Diversisporales, Gigasporaceae.
AGAUAUCCAUAUUAACAAUGUUAAAAAUAAAAGAAAUUACGAGAAUGAAAAUCCAGAGACACUAGAAGUCCCAAUAAAAAAAGUCAAUAUAUCAGUCGGCAAUGAUGGUUCCUUAUCAGAAAAUAAUGAAUAUGAAAAGCAUCAUGAGGAAGAUGAAAAAAUAAUUUCAUCAGAGGUAAAGAGUAUCAAAUAUCAAAUAGGAUUUGAAGAGGUUGUAGGAAAUGCUUGCGAACAUGAAGAUAAAAAAUGGAGUGAGAUAGAGAAAAAAUUCUUAAGUGCAUUGCGAGAAUAUGGAGCUGAUAAAAAUGAUUUUAACAAGACCGAAACAUUAGAGAUUCUUGUGUAUA